GAAGCCUUCAAAGCUUCAAACCCCCGCCAAGUAGCCUUUCUUCGUGUCCCCACCCACGUAAGACCUAUCCGACCUACCGGAGGUGCCGAUCUAUCAUGGCAAGCAAGAAGAUCGACUAUGUCAUCUUUGACAUGGAUGGUCUACUGAUCGACACUGAGAGCGUGUACACCAAGGUUACCGAUGACAUCCUUGCACCUUAUGGAAAGACAUUGACGUGGGAUGUCAAAGCUGGAUGCAUGGGCAGAGUGGAAAGAGAGGCAGCAGCACAUAUCCUCAGAUCCUACCCUGGGGUGCCGCUCACGGUGGACGCGUACAUUGAGCAAAGGCGUGUUCAACAGGAUAUACUCUGGUCGACCGUGCGACUUCUCCCCGGCGUGCGCAAGCUUGUCACCCAUCUCCGUAAACACAAUGUCCCAAUUGCUGUGGCAACCGCCUCCCUCCGUCGAAAUUAUGAGCGCAAGACAAGACAUCUUGCUGACCUGUUCGACUGCUUUGAGGGGAAAGUCAUUUGCGGAGACGAUGUCAAGGAUCAAACGACUGGCAAGCCAGAACCGUACAUCUUCCUGCACGCCGCUCAAACCAAGCUCGGGAAGGACGUCGGAUACGGAGAAGUUGAAAACGCGUCGCCGAGUGAGAACGAAGUACGUAGCAAGGGUUUAGUGUUUGAGGAUGCUGUCCUCGGUGUGCAAGCAGGUAAACGAGCGGGCAUGAACGUGGUCUGGGUCCCCGACCCUGGUCUGCUUAACCUGGAAUAUUCGGGAUUCUUGUUCCCGGAUCAAACAAUUGCAUCCAUCGAGGAGUUCAAACCCGAAGAAUGGGGCCUUCCACCAUAUGAUACCUAAAUCCACAGCCUACAACGCCUCUUCAUUAUGAUCAGUACACGAUCUAAACGCAGCAGUUCUCACUAGAGUGAGGUAUAUAAAUAUGGAUUAAAUACCAGUUGGUUGAUGAG
Messenger RNA from Coniophora puteana RWD-64-598 SS2, 952 nucleotides. RefSeq names its product HAD-like protein. The record is from RefSeq and is a predicted model, not a curated record. The transcript has 5 exons. NCBI's taxonomy places the organism in Eukaryota, Fungi, Basidiomycota, Agaricomycetes, Boletales, Coniophoraceae. Gene Ontology annotation, molecular function: phosphatase activity. Bases 96 to 842 code for a protein of 248 amino acids.